CUUCCUGGGGCACGGGCCGUUCCUCAGGCUCGCCUGUAGACUCUGGUAUACUCUCUAUAUCCACGGAGACCGUGCGUUCGCGUCCGUCGCCAGUCCUAGUUUCCUUAUUUCCGUGGUUCCUCGAGCUCACGAGGGUGAGGUGUUCGCGGUGUCGUGUGGAUUUCCGCUUCCGCGUGCUGAAUCGGAGCAACGCUCCCCGGGAGCGGCAUGCUCAACAAUAUCACCGCCGGCGGUUCCGUACACGGUAUCUCCGGAGCGAAGGAUACGUCGGACCUGAAGCGGUACGAGAAAGAGCAUGGCGUGCUGGGGGUGAAUUUGGGCUCCAGUCUGUCUGGUGGUGGUGCUCUCACACUUCACCAGGAAUUGAUCAUGACUAUGCCCGGCGCAGGGAGCGCGUCGGCGAUCGGGCAAGGCGAUGAUAAACCAACGAAGCAGAAGCGACAUCGGACGCGAUUCACACCGGCCCAGCUCAACGAGUUGGAAAGGUGUUUCGGCAAAACUCACUAUCCGGACAUCUUCCUGAGAGAGGAAAUCGCUCUAAGGAUCGGCCUCACGGAAAGUCGCGUUCAGGUAUGGUUUCAAAAUCGCCGAGCGAAGUGGAAGAAGCGCAAGAAGACGACGAAUGUUUUCCGGUCUUCGGGAUCGUUGCUACCGUCGCACGGCUUGCCUCCUUUCGGAGCGAUGAGCUCGGAGUUGUGCGGCGCUGGAAUGUUUCACACUCCUGCGGAUAGAUGGGGAAUGGGGACAGGUCUCGGCCAACUGCAGAGUGGCAUGACAAUGAGCAGUUUCGGGCAACUCGGCCAACAAAGCACGGGAAGCCUGGGCUCGAGCCUCAACCUCGGCAAUUCCGGACUCCCCAUCAACGGCCCAUCGCAAUCCGUCUACCACACCAGUUACGGAAUCAACUCGAUCGGUGGCGUUCACGUGUCGGCGUCUCGAGGCUCGCCGCCAGGUAGCUCCUCAGUGGGUGGCGGUCAGGGCGGAAUGGGUUCAAGCUUGAACUGCGGUCAAGGUUCGCCAGGUACAACUUCCGGCAACGGCGGCGGCGGCGGAGGCGGUGGCGGCGGCGGUGUCUCCUGCGUCGGUGCCGACGUGAGCGCGAACGAGGCGUCGGACUGGAGAGGCGCCCACAGCAUCGCGGCGCUCAGACGCCGCGCCUCGGACGCUUCGCAACAAUACAGUCCACAGCCGCCGCCGCCACCCCCAGGACCACCCCAAUAUGCCCACGACAUGGAGUAUAGUUCCGUUUACUGAGGCGUCGGUCCAAAUGUCCUAACGUUCAGUUCCACGGAAGAGAAAAAAAGAGAAACUGCCGGCCGGUGGGAGCUUAUGGUAAUCUCAUGGAACGAGUACUCCUCUCUCUCUCUUUCUCUCUAUCUAUCUAUUUCUUUCAUUUUCUGUCUCUCUCUUUAUCUAUCUCUCUCUCUCUCUAUAUAUAUAUAUAUAUAUAUAUCUCCUUUCUCUUCUCUGUCUAUUUCUGUUCCGUGAAAGCAUCGUGAGAAGAUCGGUCACUGUGCUCUCAUGACUGAUUCUGCGGAAAAACGAGGAUACAGCAAAAGCGUAAUUGAGCAACCUGCAUAGAAAAUUUCUUGGGAUCUAACUGAGGUUCAAUCCAAUCUGAUUUCCCGAAAUAAUUAUAGGUAUUGGUUAAAAUUCUAAUGUUUAAAAUAUGCGAUUCUAUAGAGGAAGCAAAGUUUUCCCAAUAUCUUUUCCGGUCUUCAUUUAAUGCUAGAAUCAAAUAAAACAAGCUGACUUUCUAAAUAAUUUAAUUAUUCAGUAAAAUGCUCAAUGUUUUAAACAUAUUUUAUUUUUUGAUAUUUUAUUCUAUCGUAUACAAUAGUUGAUAUAAAAGUUCCCUGUUUUAUAAAAGUAUACUGACAUUAUUGAUUGAAAAAAAAAAAAAACAUGAGUUCCCAUAGUAUUUCUGAUUCGAUUUUAGACAGAGAACACAUAUUUGGGACAAUAGGAUUCCCUAAUUGGUAUUAUAAUAGUAUCAUAGUGAUAUUGUAACUAAUUUUGGGAUAAAUUUGGGCAUUCUGAUCAGUAUCUAAGCUGCAUCUAUGAUGAUUUUGAGAAAUUUCUAUGCGGGAAGCUGAUCUAGCUGGUCUAUCGUGAGUAUAAUCGUAAAGAUAGUGCAACAGAGAUCGAUGGAAUAUCGUAAUGAUCAUUUCGAAUGAUUCGACUAGCGGAGGUCCAAAUUCGCUCAGCGGAAUAAGAAUCUAACACGAAGCCGGCGAAGCGCGGUAAAUAAUGACGGAAUUAGAAUGGUUAGAUAAUUCCGGGUGGACGUAUGUAUAUGUAUAUGUGUGCGUGUGGGCGUACAUGUAAGUGUGCGUGUGUGUACGAGUGUCUCAACUGGCAGAGAUUCACAGCUAGUCGGCAAGAAUACAUAAUAGCUUAACGAUUGCGGGAACUCAACGUGACGCCUGAAUUUCUAUAUUCUUGAAGUAAUGCGAGCUCGUCGUAAUGUAGAAUUCCGCCAGAAGAAACAGAGGUGCAAGAGUAACGCGAAGAACCUACAAAAGGAGUACUCUUCUAUAAGUUAGUUGCGCAGUUGAAGUCAGGGUAGAGGAUCGAAAUUGCUGGCAGCAUCGACAGCGACAAUUCGCGUACAAUACAGAUUCUCGUCAUAGAGCCUUCCCGGGGACUGUCGUCGUAAUACAUUAGAUAGGCCUUUAUUCCGAACUCUCUUUUAUCGAUAAAAAAGAAUUUGGAAUAAUGACUGUAGUCUACAGCAGGGUUGUAUCGUAAGUUUCAACAUCACGUCUACGCGAAUUGUUUACGUAUUGCCUACGUGAUGUAUACACAGUCUUUUCUCAUGUAGACAAUGUAAACUACGUAGGAUAUUUUGUAAAUUAUAUUAAAAUAUACAAGAUUACAGAACAAUUUUACAGACAAGAUUACAGCAUUAUAAAAUAGUUGCAGCAUCUAUGUUUAUAUAUAUAUGUAUAUUGGAAAUACUCAGACUCAUAAUAACUGCAGUGGAUUUACGGUGUCAAAGAACGCACUUGAUAUUGUAAUGAAACUUAUCGUAUGGAGAAAAGAUCUGUUGUCAAGUAACGUUAUUGAAAUUGUCGUGAUAAAGAUAAAUUUUUGGAUAUAUUUGAGCGAAACUCGUUUUCGUUUAAUAGAAUAAUUUUUUAAUCGUGGCAGUUCUAUCGGAGAGAAGGAAACUAUUUUUGUUUAAUUUUUUAUGAACCAUCUGAAUGGAGAAAUACCAAGGAUGCCGAUGAUAUAUAUAUAUAUAUAUAUAUAUAUAUAAACAUA
Odontomachus brunneus is the source of this 3267-nucleotide messenger RNA. It is a transcript of the gene otp, whose product is annotated as homeobox protein orthopedia-like. NCBI's taxonomy places the organism in Eukaryota, Metazoa, Arthropoda, Insecta, Hymenoptera, Formicidae. Bases 208 to 1254 code for a protein of 348 amino acids. The transcript has 6 exons. The record is from RefSeq and is a predicted model, not a curated record. Gene Ontology annotation, biological process: neuron differentiation; regulation of DNA-templated transcription. Gene Ontology annotation, molecular function: DNA-binding transcription factor activity, RNA polymerase II-specific; DNA binding.